AUGGCCCAGACGGUCCACAGCCUCUGCUCCACCUUUGGCCUCCAGUGCUGCCUCCUCUUCCUUCUAGCUUCUUGGGAGGCAGGUGCUACUGCAUUCCAAGAAUAUCAGAAAACUGGGGAACUCUCAACAUCUGAUCACAUAUUUCCCCUCACUCCAGGCCUUGUUUAUAGUAUCCCUUUGGAUCACACUGUUCAUUCAGGACAAAGACCUCCAGAGCUCCCUAAAUCUACAGAAAUCCAUGAACGAAAACGCCACUGCACCACCACACGCCCUUCUAAGCCAACUGACAAGCCUAUAGACAACUCCAAAACUACAGACCACAAAAGCUCUACAGAUAAUCAUGAGGCUCCUCCCUCUUCUGAAGAAAACUCCAGCAAUCAAGGGAAAGACCCAACGAUCCGGAAUCAGCACUCUGUUGAUCCUGCUUACUCCACUACCGCACAUAAAGAAUUCUCUGAAAAAAAACAUAUAACGCCAGCACCCAAGAGCAAAAUAAAUUGUCAUAAGUCCACAACAGGCAAAUCAACAGCAACAAGAAAACCAGAUGAAACUGGAAGAUCUUUGGAAAAGUCCAUGAGUACUUUGGAUAAUAAAAGUACUACCUCACAUAAGACUACAACUUCCUUCCACAACUCAUGCAAUUCACAGACCAAGCAAAAAAACACAUCUUUUUCAGAAAAAAUCACAGCAGCCUCAAAAACAACAUACAAGACUACAGGAACCCCAGAAGAGUCAGAAAAAACUGAAGAUUACAGAACAACAGUUGCCUCAGAUAAGCUCCUGACAAAAACUACAAAAAACAUACACGAGACCAUAUCAGCCAAUGAGACACAAUCUCUAGCAAAGCCUACAGAACAUGGAGAAAGGACAGCCAAUGGGAACACCACACCAUCCCCAGCAGAGCCUACAGAACAUGGAGAAAGGACAGCCAACGAGAAAACCACACCAUCCCCAGCAGAGCCUACAGAAAAUGGACAAAGGACCCCAUUUGCCAAUGAGAAGACCACAUCAUUCCCAGAAGAGCCUACAGAAAAUAGAGGAAGGACAGCCAAUGAGAACACCACACCAUCCCCAGCAGAGCCUACAGAAAAUGGACAAAGGACCCCAUUUGCCAAUGAGAAGACCACAUCAUUCCCAGAAGAGCCUACAGAAAAUAGAGGAAGGACAGCCAAUGAGAACACCACACCAUCCCCAGCAGAGCCUACAGAACAUGAAGAAAUGACCCCAUUUGCCAAUGAGAACACCACACUAUCCCCAGCAAAGCCUACAGAACAUGGAGAAAGGACACCAUCAGCCAACGAGAAGACCAUACCAUCUCCAGCAGAGCCUACAGAACAUGAAGAAAUGACCCCAUCGGCCAUUGAGAACACCACACCAUCCCCAGUAGAGCCUACAGAAUAUGGAGAGAAGACUACAUUGGCCAAUGAGAAGAUCACAGUAUCCCCAGAAGGGCCUACAGAACAUGGAGCAAAAACUACUUUGGCCAAUGAGAAGAUCACAACAUCUGUAGCGGAGCCUACAGAACAUGGAGAAAGGACCACAUCACCCAAUGACAAGAUCACCUCAUCUGCAGCAGAGUCUACAGAACAUAGAGAAUGGACUACAUCAGCCAAUGUGAUCACACCAGCCCCAGCAGAGCCUAUAGAACAUGGAGAAAGGACCACAUUGGCCCAUGAGAAGAUGACACAAGUCACAAAAAAGUCUACAGAACACCCAGAAAAGACCAUGUCAACCACAGAGAAAACCACAAGAGCCUCAGAAAAGCCUACACUACACUCAGAGAAGACCAGAUCCACCAAAGAGAAAAACACAUCAGUCCCAGAAAAGCCUACAGAAAACCCGAGGAACACCACACUGACCACUGAGACCAUAAAAGCCCCAGUAAAGUCCACAGAAAACCCAGAAAAAACAGCAGCAGUCACAAAGACUAUAAAACCUUCAGUCAAGGUCGCAGGAGACAAAUCUCUCACUACUACCUCUUCUCAUUUAAAUAAAACUGAGGUUACUCAUCAGGUGCCCACUGAUUCUUUCACCCUCAUUACACGUAGAACAAAGUUGAGUUCUAUCACAUUAGAAGCCCCAGGCAACGAGAGCCAUCCAUACCUCAAUAAAGAUGACUCACAGAAAGGUAUCCACGCUGGACAGAUUGGGGAGAAUGAUUCAUUCCCUGCAUGGGCCAUAGUUGUUGUGGUCCUGGUGGCUGUGAUUCUCCUCCUGGUGUUCCUUGGCCUGGUCUUCUUGGUCUCCUAUAUGAUGCGGACACGCCGCACACUAACCCAGAACACCCAGGACAAUGACCCAGAGGAUGAGGGUGGCCCCAAUUCCUACCCAGUCUACCUGAUGGAGCAGCAGAAUCUUGGCAUGGGCCAGAUCCCUUCCCCACGGUGAUCUUGGAAUAGGAGCCCAGCCCUGGCUCUUCCAUGCUCUGCCCCUUUCCUGGAUGAGGAACUGGACUCACAAUUUCUAUUUCCUGGACUACAGGAAGGGCAGAGAAUACUGAUGGUUACCAGUAUUAACCCUUCCUCUGUUCUUCAUUGAAACUGGUUGGCGAACAAAGUGAUAAGCAAGGAGGAUGUAAGUUUAGGGGUCAAAGAACAAAGAAUGAAUAAUACGAGCAGACAUUCUCUGUAGAAUGUGAUGGUCUGAGAACGAAAAGGUGUUUGAUGGACAUGUUGGGGGACCAAUGCAGAACUGCACUGAGUCCUAAAGAAAGGACAGGAGCCUUAGAAGGCAAUGCCCCAGACUGACUUGUGAGUGGGGAUUAUGGGGAAAGGGAGAGACUGAGGGCAGAGUCUCUGGGUUUCAGGACAGCAUUGUUAUUUCCAUUCACUAUUACUUAAGAGUUUGCAUGUAAACAGGCUCAUCUCUGAGUUUUCAGGACCCUUGCUUCCGCCCCAUUUUCUUAAUAAAAAAAACAAAAAAACAAAACAAACAAAAAAAACGGAUCCAAGAAGAAAAAAGAAUUUAUUUCCUUCUCCACUCUCUCCAUGCCCUGGAGAAAAAAAAAAAUUCAGAAGAAAUCACAAAUCUCUCUCAUCCACAUGGUUGACCCCUCUUCCUCCCAAAUCCCUUAGUUUUCCUAAACGUCUACAGUGGACACCCUGUUGGUUUGGCUUGCUGGGUUGUGGGUGGACACACAAGGAGGGGAUUUUUGUUUGGCCAGCAGUCUCACCCACUGAUCUCCAUCCCAGACUUUCCCUGAUGGUGUCUCAGCAUUUAUUUUCCUGUCUCUUCCACCAAAAGUCAGCUGUGGCUUUAUGUCGUAAAAGUUACCCAUCUUCUCUACCAUCCCCAUACUCUCCCCUCCCACCUUCACCCCAGAUUCCAAUUUUCCUCCUUGUAGUCAUUUCAUCUAUGUGUUUUCUACAUUUUCUCUCUCUCUCCUUAUGGCCAUUUCACCUUACUACUGAUUGGGCAGAGGGGAAAAGAAGAAUGAUGAUAAUAGUUUCCUUCUACUGACCUUUUUUAUAAUAAAGUAUAACAUGUUUAUAAAGGG
Mandrillus leucophaeus (drill) is the source of this 3496-nucleotide messenger RNA. RefSeq names its product diffuse panbronchiolitis critical region 1 (gene MUCL3). NCBI's taxonomy places the organism in Eukaryota, Metazoa, Chordata, Mammalia, Primates, Cercopithecidae. The coding region runs from base 1 to 2388 and encodes 795 amino acids. The record is from RefSeq and is a predicted model, not a curated record. The transcript is spliced from 3 exons.